Anolis carolinensis (green anole) is the source of this 3372-nucleotide messenger RNA. RefSeq names its product DIRAS family GTPase 1 (gene diras1). The record is from RefSeq and is a predicted model, not a curated record. Gene Ontology annotation, molecular function: GTPase activity; GDP binding; GTP binding. Gene Ontology annotation, cellular component: plasma membrane. Gene Ontology annotation, biological process: signal transduction. The transcript has 2 exons. Bases 2629 to 3225 code for a protein of 198 amino acids. Lineage: Eukaryota; Metazoa; Chordata; Lepidosauria; Squamata; Anolidae.
GACUUCCCUCUUUGCAUCCCUUUCUUCCUUGCAUCAUUUCUCUCCUUCCCUCUUUCCUUUCUUCUUUCUUUUCAUCCUUCUGUACUGCUUCCUUCCUUACAUCCUUUUUUGGUCCUUCUUUCCUUUCAUCCUUCCAUCCUUCCUUGCAUCAUUUCUCUCCUUCGUUCCUUCCUUCUUUCUUUCCUUUCAUCCUUCCUUCCUUUGUCCUUCCUUGCAUAAUUCCUCUCCUUCCUUCCAUCCGUCCUUUCCUUUCAUCCUUCCAUCCUUCCUUGCAGUCUUCCUUAUUUAAUAAGUUUACUUAAUAAGUUAAAAAGUUAUUUACUUCAUUCUUUGCAUCCUUCCUUUGUCCUUCCUUGCAUCAUUUCUCUCCUUCCCUCAUUCCUUCUUUCUUUUCAUCCUUCUGUACUGCUUCCUUCCUUGCAUCCUCUUUUGUCCUUCUUUCAUUCCAUCCUUCCUUUCUUCUAUCCUUCCUUCCUUCUUCCACCUACUAUCUCUCCUUCCUUCAUUCUAUCUUUCCUUCCUUCCUUCCAUCCUUAUUUCUUUCCUUCUUUGCAUCCUUCCUUUGUCCUUCCUUCUAUCCUUCCUUCCAUCGUCUCUCUCUCUCCCUUCCUUCCUUCCUUUCUUCCUUCUUUCCUUCCUUCCUCCUUCUGCCUAUUAUGUCUCUCCUUCCUUCAUUCUAUCUUUCCUUCCUUCCUUCCUUCCUUCCAUCCUUAUUUCUUUCCUUCUUUGCAUCCUUCCUUUGUCUUUCCUUCCAUCCUUCCUUCCAUCAUCUCUCUCCUUCCAUCCUUUCUUCCUUCCUUCCAUCCGCCUAUUAUGUCUCUCCUUCCUUCAUUCUAUCUUUCCUUCCUUCCUUCCAUCCAUCCAUCCUUAUUUCUUUCCUUCUUUGCAUCCUUCCUUCCAUCCUAUCUCUCUCCUUCCUUCCUUCCUUCCAUCCAUCCAUCAUAUCUCUUUCCUUCCUUUCUUCCAUCCUUCCUUCCUUCCUUCUUCGCAUCCUUCCUUUGUCCUUCCUUCCAUUCUUCCAUCAUCUCUCUCUUUUUCCUUCCUUCCUUCCUUCCUUCCUUCCUUCCUUCCUUCCUUCCUUCCUUCCUUCCUUCUGUAUUUAUUUAUUUAUUUGGGACCUGUCUAUUAUCGUCUUUCUCAACGGGAUACCACGACUUGACUGGAGGUCUGAUUUCUUGACAGCCAUCAUUAAAACAUCCCAAUAGAUGCAGAUCCCCCUGAGCUGGUCCUUGUUGGGCGUGAAACGGUCCGAAAUGCUUCCUCCUCGGGAGGGAGAAUCCCAAAGGGCCAGGCCUGGCCUACCAGUGAGAGGCCCUGGGCCAAGGCCUGGGCAAGACCCUCCCUCCCUCCCUCCUCCGCGUGGUGCGCCCGUCUUUGCCUUCCCCGCUGAUUCCCAAUGACUCUGGAGCAGGGAGCGCCGUGUGUGUGUGAGAACGCGUGAACGAGUUAUUUAUUGCACUGGAGGGAGGAAACAAUGGGGCUAAAAUUAGCCGGCUUUUGAGUCAGCCCGGACGGAAAUAAAACCACUUGUCAAACGACAAUUGCUUCCUUCCUUGCCUUCCUUCCUUGCCUUCGUCCUAAUGAGGCUCCUUCCCUGCCGGGAAGAUGCGUGUGCUCGCUCCGGGAUGCGUGUCCGGCUCCGUGGGGUCCCGGCUGGAGACCCAUGGAUCACACGCUCUGGAGGCUGCAAGGACGACGCACGGGAUCCCGGUCGGAAGGGACCCCCAAAGGACACCCAGCCUCCGUGCAGGAAAAGCACCACCAGAUCCCUCCCAAAAGAGGGACAUCCAGCCUCUCAAUCACAAUCAUAAUCAUAGCAAUAAUGCAACAAGAGUAUCCCAGAGUUGGAAAGGACUCCCAAAGGCCAUCCAGAAAAAGCACCAUCCGAUCCUUCCCAACAAAUGGACAUCCAGCCUCUAAAUAAUAAUAAUAAUACACCCCAACAGCCUCUAAAUAAUAAUAAUACACCCCAACAGCCUCUAAAUAAUAAUAAUAAUAACAACAACAAUUGUAUCCCAGAGUCAGAAGAGACCCCCAAGCACCAUUUGAACCUUCCCAACAGAUGGAUGUCCAACCUCUAAAUAAUAAUAAUAAUAGAACUAUACAAUCCUAGAGUUAGAAGGGAUCGAGUCCAACACCUUUUUGCCUUCGUGUAGGAAAAGCAACACCCGAUCCCUCCCGACAGAAGGACAUCCAGCCUCUCCACAAUAAUCAUAAUCAUAACAAGAACACCAAUGCAACCAUCGUAUCCCAGAGUCGGAAGGGACCCCCAAAGGGCAUCCAGCCUCCGUGCAGGAAGAGCAGCACCCGAUCCCUCCCGACAGAUGGACAUCCAGCUUCUAAAUCAUAAUCAUAACAUAACAACAACAAUGCAAAAACAGCAGGAGAAGGGGGAGCGGACCCCCAAGAGCCCCCCUCCCUCGCCAUCAGCAUCACCAGCCACGUGACCUGCUCUUCCGACGCAGCAUCCCUCCCUCCCUCCCUCCUUUCCUUCCCUCCUUCCCUCUUUCCUUCCUUCCUUCCUUCCUUCCUCCCCGGCCGGUCUCCCAGAUGGCUGUGGGGGAAGCAGCAGUGGGACCAGGCUGAGCCUUCCUCCCUCCUCCUCCUCCUCUUCCUCCAGGUGCGAGGAUGCCGGAGCAGAGCAACGACUACCGGGUGGUGGUCUUUGGGGCCGGCGGGGUGGGCAAGAGCUCGCUGGUGCUGCGCUUCGUGAAGGGCACCUUCCGCGACACCUACAUCCCCACCAUCGAGGACACCUACCGGCAGGUGAUCAGCUGCGACAAGAGCGUCUGCACGCUGCAGAUCACGGACACCACGGGCAGCCACCAGUUCCCGGCCAUGCAGCGCCUCUCCAUCUCCAAGGGGCACGCCUUCGUGCUGGUCUUCUCCGUCACCAGCCGGCAGUCGCUGGAGGAGCUGCGGCCCAUCCGCCAGCAGAUCCUGCAGAUCAAGGGCAGCGUGGAGAGCAUCCCCAUCAUGCUGGUGGGCAACAAGUGCGACGAGACCCAGCGCGAGGUCCAGGCCGCCGAGGGCCAGGCCGUGGCCCAGGAGUGGAAGUGCGCCUUCAUGGAGACCUCCGCCAAGAUGAACUACAACGUCAAGGAGCUCUUCCAGGAGUUGCUCAGCCUCGAGAAGCGCCGCAACAUGAGCCUCAACAUUGACGGAAAGCGCUCCAGCAAGCAGAAGCGGACGGACAAAAUCAAGGGCAAGUGCAGCCUCAUGUGAGGAGGAGUAGGGGGAGGGGGAGGAGGAAGGCCGAGGGUCGCCCUCCGUGGACCACACUCGCCUCCUCGUUGGUGUCCGAGAUCUGCUCCGUUCCCCGUCAUCUUCCUCCUUCACAUCCUCCCAAAGACUCUCCCAACGGCGAACGCG